GCGGGCGCAUCGCCCCGCGCGGCACCUUUCGCUUUCGUUUCUCCGCGCCGCCGGCCCAGCUCUGCCCAGCUCAGCCCGGCCCAGCUCUGCCCAGCUCAGCUCGGCCCAGCUCAGCCCGGCUCGGCUCGGCACGGCUCGGCCAUGCCGCGGUGUAGCGUGGCGGAGGCGAGGCGCUGCGGGGAGCAGUUCGUGCAGUUCCUGCAGGACACGGGCCGGGAGCAGGAGAGCCAGCGCGACGCGCUGCGGAGCAUCUACACCCAGGAGUUUCGGGCCAGGACUGACACAAAAAUGCCCAAUUUCUCCUGCAUCUUGUACGCCCUGAAGGUGACCCACCGCGCGCAGGUGCACGGGGUGUCCGUGCACUUCAAGAAGGAGAAGAGGCGCGUGGUGGUGGCGGACCAGUACCGGAGACCCCGGGCGGACGCAGAGCCGUCGGCGUCGGCAGCCGGCCAGCAGCCCGGCUCCAGCGCCCGCGUCCCCAGGGGACGCGCCAAGGAGAGGGCCGAGUUCAUCCGCGGGAAGCACGGGAUAGAGAUCAUCUCGGAGCACGACCAGGGGGACGGGCACAUCCGCCUGCACGUGCCUCUCGGCGAGCCGCGGACGGCCACGGUCCGGGUGCAGAACGGCGGCGAGGGGGCCGUGACGCUGCUGCGGUGCCGGCCGCUCCGGCCGCAGCAGGAGUUCUCCUUCUCGGACGAGCACGGCGUGACGCAGGGGCAGGCGCUGGUGCUGCACCCGGGCAGCACCUACCCCAUCCAGGCGCGGUGCCUGACCGCCUUCAACGGCUGCUUCCUCGUCACCCUGGUGUUCGAGUUCGCCGCGGAGCCCGGCGAGCCCUUCAGCAUCGGGCGCUUCCUCUCCGCCACCGCCGAGACCCAGCUGGCCAAGGAGCUGGGGCCCUCGGCGCCCUACGAGCCCUACCAGGCCGGCCUCCGGCGGCCGGUCACGGUGGUCACCGAGGAGGGGACGCCGCCCGGGAGCAACCUGGAGAACGAGCUGGAGAGGGAAAUCCCGCUGAGCCCCUACCGGUACCCAAAGAGCCUCAAGGACGCCAUCGUGCUCGGCCCCGGCGCCGGCGCUCACCCCGCCCGGGCUGCCAUGAAGUCGCUGCUGGAGGCCCCCCUGCAGCCCCAGAACUACCGGGAGAAAUUCCAGCUGCUGCUGCACCUGGAGGAGAUCCAAAUGGAGGUGGACAUCCGCCGCUACGACAUGCGGGACGCGACCAUGGUGCAGGACAGGGCGCUGCUGGUCCUCGACGUGCCCGGCGUGGCCGAGAACCGCCCGUCGGUGCUGCGGGGCGACCACCUCUUCGCCAGCCUCAGCAGCGAGCGGGAGCGCGCCCCGCUCGUCCGGUACAAGGGCUACGUGCACGCCGUGGAGCAGGAGAAGGUCAGGCUGGGCUUCUCCUCCAAGCUGCAGAAGAAGUUUGUGAAUAACCUGAAGUUCGACGUGACCUUCACCUUCGGCCGGCUGCCGCUGCAGAUGCAGCACCGGGCCGUGGUCCUGGCCAUGCAGCGGGGCUUGGCCAGCGUCCUCUUCCCCUCCUCCUCCCUCCAGCAGUCCCUCUUCGACGGCGCCUUCCAGCCCCGCUGGUUCGACCAGAAGCUGCGGGACAACGAGGAGCAGCGCCGAGCGGUGACGCACAUCGUGACGGGCGUGUCCCGGCCAGCCCCCUACCUCAUCUUCGGGCCGCCCGGCACCGGCAAGACGGUCACCAUCGUGGAGGCCAUCAAACAGGUGUGGACAUGCCUGAAGGACUCGCGGAUCUUGGCCUGUGCCCCGUCCAACAGCGCCGCAGACCUGCUGUGCCAGCGCCUCAUCCAGGACAUCGCCGCCCGGCACGUCUACAGGAUCGUGGCCAACUCCAGGAGCUACCGGGAGGUGCCUGCGGACAUCCGGCCCUGCUGCAACUGGGACGACGCGCGGCAGUGCUACGUGUACCCGAGCAGGAUGCGCCUGGCGCAGCGCCGGGUCCUGGUCACCACCCUGGUGACGGCAGGCAGGCUGGCGUCGGCCAACUUCCCGCCGGGACACUUCACCCACGUCUUCAUCGACGAGUGCGGCCACGCGGCCGAGCCGGAGAGCGUGGUGGCCGUGGCGGGCAUCCUCGCCGCCACGGACCCCGACACCAACCCGGGCGGAGGGCAGCUGGUGCUGGCCGGGGACCCCCAGCAGCUCGGCCCCGUGCUGCGGUCGCCGCUGGCCGCCGAGCACGGCUUGGGCACCUCGCUGCUGGAGCGGCUGAUGCGGCACAACCGCCUCUACGCCAAGGCGGACGGCGGCUACGACCCGUGCUUCGUCACCAAGCUGCUGUGGAACUACAGGUCCCACGCGGCCAUCCUCAAGGUGCCCAACGAGCUCUUCUACGAGAACGAGCUGAAGGCCUGCGGCAGCCGCCCGCGCGACCCCCGGGGCCUCUACUGCGCCUGGCAGGAGCUGCCCCGCGAGGGCUUCCCCGUCAUCUUCCACGGCGUCUCCGGGGAGGACAAGCGGGAGGCCGGGAGCCCCUCGUUCUUCAACACGGCCGAGAUCGAGGUGCUGCUCGGCUACCUCAGGAAGCUGCUGCAGAGCGGGGGCAAGGGCGGCUGCCCCCCCGUCUCGCCCGCGGACGUCGGCGUCAUCUCGCCGUACAGGAAGCAGGUGGAGAAGAUCCGGAGAGCCAUCACCUCCCUGGACCACGACUUGCGGAAGCUGCCGGACAUCGGCCUGCUGAAGGUGGGCUCCGUGGAGGAGUUCCAGGGCCAGGAGCGGCGCGUGGUCCUCAUCUCCACCGUGCGCAGCUGCAGCGAGUACCUCCGCCUCGACGAGACCUUCAAGCUGGGCUUCCUCAAGAACCCCAAGAGACUCAACGUAGCCCUCACCAGGGCCAAGGCUCUGCUCAUAGUGGUGGGCAACCCCGCUGUCCUCAGCAAGGACCGCCACUGGCGCAGGUUUCUCGCGUACUGCAAGGAGGAGGGCGGCUACACGGGCUACCCCUACGCCGAGGAGGGCGCGGAGGAGGACGGGCUGGCCGCGGAGCUCGGCUCCCUCCGCCUCAGCAACUAGCGCCCGGGUGCGCCGGGGCCGGGACCCCCGGGGAGCAGCGGUGCCGCGGCCAGGACCCCGCGCGGGUUCGGCAGCCCGGAGCAGAGGCACCGCCAACGCCCCGCGGGCCGCCCCCCGCACCGGCACCGGCAC
Dromaius novaehollandiae (emu) is the source of this 3177-nucleotide messenger RNA. It is a transcript of the gene MOV10, whose product is annotated as Mov10 RNA helicase. Bases 142 to 3045 code for a protein of 967 amino acids. The record is from RefSeq and is a predicted model, not a curated record. Gene Ontology annotation, cellular component: P granule; cytosol. Gene Ontology annotation, molecular function: 5'-3' RNA helicase activity; RNA binding. The transcript has 21 exons. Lineage: Eukaryota; Metazoa; Chordata; Aves; Casuariiformes; Dromaiidae. Gene Ontology annotation, biological process: regulatory ncRNA-mediated post-transcriptional gene silencing.